This is a messenger RNA of Carassius carassius (crucian carp), 1970 nucleotides long. RefSeq names its product RAD23 homolog B, nucleotide excision repair protein (gene rad23b). Gene Ontology annotation, molecular function: proteasome binding; ubiquitin binding; polyubiquitin modification-dependent protein binding. The record is from RefSeq and is a predicted model, not a curated record. The transcript has 10 exons. Gene Ontology annotation, cellular component: cytosol; nucleoplasm. Gene Ontology annotation, biological process: proteasome-mediated ubiquitin-dependent protein catabolic process; nucleotide-excision repair. Bases 140 to 1273 code for a protein of 377 amino acids. Lineage: Eukaryota; Metazoa; Chordata; Actinopteri; Cypriniformes; Cyprinidae.
GGGCACGGCACGGCACGUCGAGUGUUUAUGCGCGUAAUGGCGGCGGACAGGCUGUGAUGAGCCACGGCGAAAAAAAGCACAGCCAGCGAUCCAGCCCUCGGUCAGUUUCCACACCGGCUACACGGAAGAACGCGAAAAAAUGCAGAUCACGCUGAAAACCCUCCAGCAGCAGACGUUUAAAAUCGACAUCGACGCAGAGGAGACGGUAAAAGCCUUAAAGGAAAAAAUAGAGAAUGAAAAAGGAAAAGAUAACUUCCCUGUGGCGGGACAGAAGUUGAUAUAUGCAGGUAAAAUCCUGAGCGAUGACACGGCUCUCAAGGAGUACAAGAUCGAUGAGAAGAACUUUGUGGUGGUUAUGGUAGCAAAGCCUAAAUCUGCUCCAGCAUCAGCCUCCUCAUCAUCUGCUGCCACGGCGACAAGCUCCGCCUCCAGCACUACAGCGAGCUCCGCCUCAUCUGCUGACCCGGCCACAGAAACCCCGUCCGAGAGCGCAGCCAAAGAGGACAAACCCAGCGAGGAGAAACCCUCCGGCGGAGCUGCGCCCUCCUCUACACCCGUCAGUUCUGGUUCUUCACCAAAUGCAAACAUAUUUGAAGAGGCGACAUCCGCGCUGGUGACGGGUCAGUCCUACGAGAACCUGGUGACGGAGAUCAUGCUGAUGGGAUACGAGCGAGACCGAGUGGUGGCCGCACUGAGAGCCAGUUUCAACAAUCCUGACCGCGCCGUCGAGUACCUGCUCACGGGUAUUCCUGCGGAGAGCGAGGGCAGUGUAGGUGCUGACCCCGUGGCUCCUGCAGGAGGCGCUCCUGUUGUGUCCACAGGCCUCUCUUCACCGUCAAGCACCGCCCCGUCGCAGCCCAGCACAGCUUCGGGAGCGAAUCCUCUGGAGUUCCUGAGGAACCAGCCCCAGUUCCUGCAGAUGAGACAGAUCAUCCAGCAGAACCCGUCUCUGCUACCAGCUCUCCUACAGCAGAUCGGCAGAGAGAACCCUCAGCUCCUGCAGCAAAUCAGCAGCCAUCAGGAGCAGUUCAUCCAGAUGCUUAAUGAGCCGGUGCAGGAGGCGGGGCAAGGAGGCAGCGGUGGGGGCGUGGCCGAGGCCGGAGGCGGGGCCAUGAACUACAUCCAGGUCACACCCCAGGAGAAAGAAGCUAUUGAGAGGCUAAAAGCCCUUGGAUUCCCAGAAGGACUCGUUAUACAGGCCUACUUUGCUUGUGAGAAGAAUGAAAAUUUGGCUGCAAACUUCCUUUUACAACAGAACUUUGAUGAUGAUUAGAGGAGUGGCACCCCAUCAUUUCCCCCUCUUAGGGUUUUUUUUUUUUUUUAAUGAUAAUUUUGGUGAAGAAAAUCUAUACAAAUACACACACACACACACACACACAGGCUGUCAUUUUCAUAGUCUAAAUUCUACACACUGGAUGACAUGAGCACGUCCGUCUGGAGAUGAGCACAUCAUUGUUCGUCUCCGGCGCAGAAAUCAGUAAAGGCCUCUUCUUCUUCUAACACUUGCCUGUGUGAGACCUGUUUGUUUUUCAGUUGUUCUUUUUUUUUAUGACCAAUAAAAGCAUUGUUUCCUCCAUCGUUAGGACAUGUUAGCAGGUCCAAUGGGCUCGUGAAAUUAGGGAAUCUGGAUUGAUUUGGGCGUUUGGUUUAAUCACAUGAUCCGUGUCCCUGUUCAGGGCAGUGUUUCUCUUCUGUUUCUUAUCACAUCUUUCUCUCAUUCAAGAUGACCAUUAAUAGAGAUCCCAAAUACUGCUGUUUUAAAUGACAGUAAAGGUUUUAAAGAAGUAAAUGGAGUGAUGUUAGCUCAGUUUCUCUCAUAAUGAGCGUAUCUGUAAAGGAUGGGCUCUUACUGACACGUGCAGCCCUUCAUAUACACACAGAGCCAUUACAGCAUGUAUGUGACUUCCAUAGCUUGACAUUAAUAUCACUAUACUGUCGUUUUUACAGGGAAAUAAACGUUUUCAACGUAA